AUGAAUACGCACACUCUCCUUGUCCGACGAAUACCGUUGCGGUCGUCGCCGCGAACAAUACGCUCCCGAAGACACCUUACAUCGUCAACACCCAAAUCCGAACCCGUUCCUGAGAAACACAACCCACAGCCGGCUGCCACGGUGCCGGGACCGGUCGCUGUAUCGGGACCAGGAUCGGUAUCGGGAUCGCGGACACUCAUUCAGAGAAUCCAGGCCGGUCCGGUGGGAAGAGUGGCGGGGGCAUAUUCGCGCGUGCAGGACAGGCGACCAUAUACCACGCAAGUGGUCAGCACGAUCAUUGUGUAUCUCUGUGGUGAUUUAGGGGCGCAGUUGUUGUUUCCGCCGGAUAAUAUCCCUUCGUCGUCGGAGGGACAGGGCGAUGAAGGGGAGAAGCAGACGGUUGGAGGAGGAGGGUAUGAUCCGUGGAGGACGCUGCGACAUCUGACGGUGGGAGUUGGGAGUGCGAUUCCGACGUAUAAAUGGUUCAUGUUCCUGCACCACAACUUCAACUACUCCUCCAAACUUCUUUCCAUCCUGACCAAGGUCUGCGUGCAGCAGGCGGUCUUCACCCCAGUUUUCAAUACCUAUUUCUUCGGUCUGCAGUCGUUGAUGACGGGCAAGUCGCUCGAGGAGACCUUCGAGCGGUUGAAGGUCGCGUUGCCGACUAGUAUCUCGAAUAGUGUUAAGCUGUGGCCUGCGGUUACGGCCUUCAGCUUCAUGUAUGUCGCGCCGCAGUUCCGGAGCAUCUUCUCGGGAGUCAUUGCCGUUGGGUGGCAGACGUAUCUGAGUUGGUUGAAUCAGAAGGCGGCGCGUGAGGUUGAGGCGGAGAAGUUGGCGUCGGUGGAGGUGGGUGUGGGUGCGGUGGCUAUGAAUGCAUAG
This is a messenger RNA of Aspergillus sclerotioniger CBS 115572, 879 nucleotides long. Its product is annotated as Mpv17/PMP22 family protein. The record is from RefSeq and is a predicted model, not a curated record. Gene Ontology annotation, cellular component: mitochondrion; cytoplasm; membrane. The coding region runs from base 1 to 879 and encodes 292 amino acids. The transcript has 2 exons. Lineage: Eukaryota; Fungi; Ascomycota; Eurotiomycetes; Eurotiales; Aspergillaceae.